This is a messenger RNA of Malus domestica (apple), 2267 nucleotides long. RefSeq names its product protein FAF-like, chloroplastic. The record is from RefSeq and is a predicted model, not a curated record. NCBI's taxonomy places the organism in Eukaryota, Viridiplantae, Streptophyta, Magnoliopsida, Rosales, Rosaceae.
CCUCCGCCCUGUUUUGCCAUCAUCACCCACACACAACCCACUUAUCCUCAAACAUCACCUUCAUCAUCCUCCCUCUCUCUCUCUCUCUACUAUUAUUCUCUGCUACUCUCGCAACCCUUUACUCCUUCAGUGGUCUCUCUUUACACCAGAGACCUCUGUUGGAUGCUUUGUUUCUCUGAAUCUCUGAUCAGCUAACACUCGCACAAGCUCCUUCGAAUCUUAGCUGAUUCAGGGAGAUAGGUUCUCUGAGCAAGAGCCUAACUCGCUCGCCAUCUUCUCUUUUCAUGAUGAAGAAGACUAUGGAGCAAGAGGUGGUCACUGAGAAGCAAGGGAUCGUCACCGUUCUCGGUCCGUCAGACUCUGAAAGAACCAAAGCCGCUUCCUUGCGGCGAACACUGUCCGCGGACAUGUCGUCCAAGAGAUGGCUGGCUCAAAAUGGUUUCUCUCCCAUGAAGAAGAUUGCGUCAUCCGAAGAACUCUGCGGAUCCGCAGACAUGCGGGACAAUUCAUCUUCAUCGUCCGAAGACGAAGAUCAUUACCAAGAUCAAAGGAAGGCCAAAUUCCAUACUUGGAGCUCAAUUGAUGAGCAAGCUCAAAGGCAAAAAAACAAAGCCGAAGCUGCAAAGCAGCAGCCGGGACAAGCCGAUCUUUGGAGCUCGAUUGUAUGUCAAAAGGCCAACGAAAAAGAGGCGAGCAAAGUGGCUACUGCAGCGCCUUAUGUUCAUCCUCUUGUGAAGAAACAAUCGAGCGCUUUGACUAAGAAGAGUCUUGAAGUUUGCACUGAAAGUCUUGGAUCCGAGACUGGCUCUGAAGGGUUUUCUUCAUACCCUACUUCCGAGACCAGUGACAUAGAAGUAGUGGAGAAAGAUCAGCAAGAAGACCAAGCCGUGGUUCAGCAACAAGAAGAAAAAGAAAAAGAGAAACCUCAGCGGUCAAAAGCAUUUGAUGAGAACGAAUUCCGAGCUGUCAAAUACAACUCUGCUGCUAGUAAGAAAUUGCCUUCAGCUCGAUCUUCCCCUCCACCUCUUUCGUCUUUAUCAGGAUGUGAUGGGGUAUCUGUUCACAUGAGGACUCAUCGCGACAACGGGCGACUAGUCCUUGAAGCGGUGUCUAUACCUUCUCCAAAUAACUUCCGUGCCGAACGCCAUGAUGGUCGCCUUGUCCUCACAUUUCUCAAUGCUACUCCUAGCUCUUGCGAGGCGCCUAAGUGUGAAGAGGUUGCUGAUGAAGAAGACAAAUUUAGAGAGGAAGAAUUCGAGGAGAAUGUGAACUUUGAGGAAGGAGAGGAGGAAAAAGAAAGCGAAAAAAGUGAUGGUGAUGAUGUUGAUGUUGAUGUUGAUGAGGAUCAGGACGAGGAGAAAGAAAGUGAUGAGGUUGAGAAAUUGACAAGUAGAGUGGCAAAUGUUCACAGUUUAGCAUUAAUGAUGAAUAAGCCGAUUGGGUUAGCCAAUAAGACUCAUGGGUGGACUAACAAGUUCAAUGAAGUAGUGAAAUAUGGAGGAGAUGAAGAGGAGGUUGAAGUAGUGGAACCAACCCCAAUUGCAAAGUCACUCCCUCCACGGCCUGGCCGCCUGGCUCGGUUGAUACCUAAGCCACUGGCCACCACAAAAACAGCGGCAGCAGCAGCCUCUUUCAACGCUUACGAGUACUAUUGGCGCACCAAGCCUACGACUGCCGCUCUCAACCCUCUUCCGCCACCAACGUCGCAGUCCCUAAAAAACAAUGGCUUUAUGUCCAAGAAUCAGUUGGCAAAUGAGCGGCAACAAUUGCUUGUCUUGAGAGGGAACAAAGGGGAUCAUUUGCUCCCCUUUUCAAAGGGUUGCAAAGAGCCUAGAAGAUCUCUUCUAUUUUGGGAGCCUUAUUGCAUUGCCACCUCUUGAUUAUCCAACUCCUCAUAGUCCAAGUGAUAAUCCAAAUCCUUUACUACUCACUACCCAUUAUUAAUCUGCUCGAUCGCUCCGUCGUUCGCUUUCUCGUCCCCUCCAUUCUUUAGGGUUUGUGUAGUCAAAUAAAAGGAAACACACACAAGGGAGGGAAAACUCUUGAUUUAGAAGAUCAAACUACGAUCUCAGAGAAAGAAAAAGAGAAGAUUUCAACAGUGCGUGUCACAUGUAUAAUUUAUAUAAAAUCGCACUGUUACAGUAGCUACAACAAAAUCUUGGUGUCAUCUUUGACUUGUCGGACUGUCUUGUCUUUCUAUGCAUUAUAUGCGGUUUGUCAUCAACUUUAUUUGCUUUUAUAAAACUUAAGCCAAUGAGAUUUUAAUA